UGAGUCCCUUUUGCACCACGCGCCGUCGGUAAGAGACGGAACCGGCAGGGAGAGGCGACGUCACAUAGCGAUCAAUUGAAACGAGCAGCGCGGCGGCCGUAGCACAGAAACACCGUGAGAAGAGCGGCGGAGUCUGCGGCAGGUGCCUAAGCGACUACAGCAGGAAAGAUGGCGGACGACCCGAGCGCAGCAGACAGGAACGUGGAGAUCUGGAAAAUUAAGAAGCUGAUAAAAAGUUUGGAAGCAGCCAGAGGGAAUGGGACCAGUAUGAUUUCGCUGAUCAUCCCUCCUAAGGACCAGAUCUCCAGAGUAGCCAAGAUGCUCGCUGAUGAGUUUGGCACAGCCUCGAACAUCAAGAGCAGAGUGAACAGACUGUCAGUGCUGGGAGCCAUCACCUCAGUACAGCAGAGACUCAAACUCUACAACAAAGUGCCCCCUAAUGGUUUGGUAGUGUACUGCGGCACCAUUGUGACAGAGGAGGGCAAAGAGAAGAAGGUCAACAUUGACUUUGAGCCUUUCAAACCCAUCAAUACCUCGCUUUAUCUCUGUGACAACAAAUUUCACACUGAGGCUCUGACGGCGCUGCUGUCCGACGACAGCAAGUUUGGCUUCAUCGUGAUCGACGGCAGCGGCGCGCUGUUCGGUACCUUGCAGGGCAACACCAGAGAAGUGCUGCACAAAUUCACCGUGGACCUCCCCAAAAAGCAUGGUCGGGGUGGGCAGUCAGCCCUGCGCUUCGCCCGUCUGAGGAUGGAGAAGAGGCACAACUACGUGCGCAAGGUGGCGGAGACGGCCGUGCAGCUCUUCGUGUCCAACGAUAAGGUCAACGUGGCCGGCUUGGUGCUGGCCGGUUCGGCCGACUUUAAAACUGAACUCAGCCAGUCCGACAUGUUUGACCCGAGGUUACAGGCGAAGGUGCUGAAGUUGGUGGACAUCUCUUACGGAGGAGAGAACGGCUUCAACCAGGCCAUCGAGUUAUCUGCUGAGGUCCUGUCCAACGUCAAAUUCAUCCAGGAGAAGAAACUCAUAGGUCGGUAUUUUGAUGAGAUCAGCCAGGACACGGGGAAGUACUGCUUCGGCGUGGAGGACACGCUCAAGGCCUUGGAGAUGGGAGCUGUGGAGAUCCUUAUUGUUUACGAGAACCUGGACACCAUGCGAUACAUCCUCCGCGUACACGGAGCUGAGGGCAACGGGGCAGAGAAUGAUGAGAAGACCAUUUAUUUAACACCAGAGCAAGAGAAGGACAAGUCCCACUUCACAGACAAAGAGACGGGACAGGAGCAUGAACUGAUUGAGUGUAUGCCGCUAUUGGAGUGGUUUGCUAAUAACUAUAAGAAGUUUGGUGCCACGCUGGAGAUUGUCACAGACAAGAGUCAAGAAGGCUCACAGUUUGUCAAGGGCUUUGGAGGAAUCGGAGGUAUCUUGCGGUACAGAGUGGAUUUCCAAGGGAUGGAAUACCAGGGAGAUGACGACGAGUUUUUUGAUUUGGAUGACUACUAGGUAGUCGGGGACUGAAAACGGCAAGAUGAGCGGAAAAAGAAUGAAUGAAUGAAUGAAGAAACAUGGAAAGAAAUUCAUCUUUCUUUUGCAGCAAGAGAGUGUGUGUGGACCCUAAUUAACCGCAAACACACACACACACACACACACACACACACACACGCGCACACACACACAGAGACAGACACAGACAGUAUCAGGUGCUGAAGAGGCAUUAACUGUCUGUCAGUUGAGUGAGGGACAGAGCCCUUCAUGAAUAAUGAAUAAGCCCCUGCCUUAGAGAGCUCUAAUUGGAUAGGACUUUGCCUCGUUUUGGUUUCUUCUUCCCCUUUGAAUUGAAGCGACAGCACGUGCCCAGGAUGCAGCUCUGCUCUGUCCAAGGAAGAAAGGUCUUGGACUCACUCCUAUACAGAAAUGGAUUUUUCUUUGUUACCCAUCUUUUCCUUCCUCUCUCCUCCUGUCUCCCCCCUUUUUUUUUUACUGGCUGCUGCUGCUGUAUUUUAUGACAGUGUGGGAUUUUUUUUACCUGGGUUUCUGUAGCGAAUGGGGGGGAGGGGGGAGGGGGACGAAAAUGAAGUAUUAAAUUGGAACUGCUUAAAACCAG
Electrophorus electricus (electric eel) is the source of this 2101-nucleotide messenger RNA. It is a transcript of the gene etf1a, whose product is annotated as eukaryotic translation termination factor 1a. Lineage: Eukaryota; Metazoa; Chordata; Actinopteri; Gymnotiformes; Gymnotidae. Gene Ontology annotation, biological process: translational termination. Gene Ontology annotation, molecular function: translation release factor activity. The record is from RefSeq and is a predicted model, not a curated record.